CAUAAACACAUAUGCUUGACAGCAGUAAGAACGACAUAAUCAUUAUCCAAGUGUAGAAAAUUUAAGAUAACAUUUUUGUUAUCGUUUGUUCGUGACUUUAGCGCGCUAAAAAAUUGCAAAUUGCACGAUUUCCGUAAAUUGAGAACGCAGUACGCGAAUAUAAUAUGUAUUAUGAACAUCGUGAUUGAAUUUAUUUCUCAGAAAUUUCAAAAUGAUCAAUCUUUCAAAGUUUUUGAAAAGCAAAAGGAUUUCAAAAGAAGUCUCUCGGGAAAACACUAACGAAGAACAUGGAAAAGCACCAUCACCAUCACCACCAGAAUCCACAGAACAGGUUGAAAUUUCAUCAUCUUUAUGGCUUUCGAAAAGAUUACUAGUCAUAAUCGUCAUGUUCACAUGCUACGUACACACAGCUUUUAUAAGAUUCAAUAUCAGUAUCGCUGUAGUUGAGAUGACCAACGCUAAGAAGAUCGAAACAGGAAAUACGACCGAAAUCCGAGAUUUUUUUCAGCCAGCAGAAUUCGACUGGGAUUCCAAAACUGUUGGAGUGGUUCUGAGCAUAUUUUAUUAUGGCGGAUUAUUCAGUUUUUUAUUUGGAAGUGUGGUGGGCAAAAUUGGAGGUGCACGUAGCUGCGCUUUAUCCAUGCUGCUGAGUGGUUCAUUAACCAUGCUUCAACCCCUCAGCUUACACUAUGGAUUUUAUACAUUUCUAGCUUGUCGUUUGAUUAAUGGACUGCCCGAAAGUUUGGCAAUGGUGAGUAUAUUGGAAGUAUGUUCAAAAUGGGUACCGGAAAACGAGAAAUCAAAGCUCAUGUCCUUCACUGUAAAUGGACUCAAUGUCGGCGCCGCUGUUGUUCACAGUCUUUGUGCGUUUUUGGCCGACCGUUGGGGCUGGCCGAUGAUAUUCUACGGAACAGGUGCCUUAUCAAUAACCAUGUCGAUCAUUUGUUUCAUUUUGGUGAAAAAUCGACCAACAGACGACAAAUGGAUUUCUGAGAAAGAGGUCGCGUACAUCCAACAAGGAAUCAAGGGCACUUCAAAGGGGAAGGUGGUCCAUGCUUACAAACGAAUUUUAUUAUCACUUCCGGUGUGGGCAAUAUUGUCGUCUAGGUUUACUUUGAUGUGGAUUUCCACUAUUUUGAUCACCAAUCUUCCACUAUAUGUUAAAGAUUUAACUCAAAAGAGUAUCACUCAAGUUGGAAUGAUGUCUUCACUUCCGACAGCCAUUAGUAUAUUUGUGAUUCCUAUUUGCGGAAUACUAAUGGAUUUUAUCAAGAAAAGCUUUAAAAUGUCUGCAACCACGCUGUACAAAACACUCAUCAGUGGAGCUUUUCUGUUCAACAGUGCUUUAUUUUUGUGUUCUAUAGCACUUUCCAAUUUCACAGUAUCGAUGGUUUCCUUCGUCUUGAUCAUGAUGUCACAAUCGAUUAUUAAUCUUAGUUCACAGAUUGUCACAAUCAGUAUUGCACCAAACAGUAGCAGUGUUAUCGCUGCACUUGGUAUGUUCGCGUUCAAUUUGAGUAGUAUUUUGUCACGCAGCAUUACAGGAUUCAUGAUUAAGAAUCACAGCGUGGAAGAAUGGAAUAAUUGUUUCAUCUUGACAAGCGGUGUGUCGCUUUUUGGAGCAAUAUUUUUCCUAUUAUUUGGAUCUAGCGAAGUUCAAUCGUGGGCAGCGACACCAACAAAGGAACCAGGCGAAUCUCCUUCCUCCAACGAAAAUCGCGCCGAACCAUCAUGAAUUCAUGAAGUCCCCGAAGAAAAUUUCAGACUCUUUGAUCGAGAAAACAGUUCACGAAUUGGUUCAGAAUAGUAUUAUUUUCAAGUGGAAAUUUAAACAAUAAUUUCUUACCCCCUAUCACAUCAGCGAAUGUUGAUUUUUUCCUCGUACGUAUGAAUUCCAGAAGGUGCUUUGUCCAAAAAAUUGAUUUUGAGAAUAACAGGAAAAGAGUGAUGGGAGAAAUGAUACUAUAAUACGAUAUUUAAAUGUGCUAGACUCAAUUCUAAAAAUUUUGGACAACUUUCAAUCAUCAAAGUGCUGUUUCUGAUUAAAAGUUACAAGUUGAUUUUUCUCAUUUUUCGAUUUCUCUGUUAAAACAUUUUUCAAUGACUCGAGAGAACUUCAUUUUGAUUUCUAUUGUGAGGAUCUUUUAAUUAUAAGUACUUAUUCGUUAUUCUAUGACUCUUUUGCAUUGUUUCUAUUUUGAUAGUAAAGGAUUACGAUGACU
Planococcus citri (citrus mealybug) is the source of this 2222-nucleotide messenger RNA. RefSeq names its product sodium-dependent phosphate transport protein 3-like. The transcript has 9 exons. NCBI's taxonomy places the organism in Eukaryota, Metazoa, Arthropoda, Insecta, Hemiptera, Pseudococcidae. Gene Ontology annotation, biological process: monoatomic anion transport; transmembrane transport. Gene Ontology annotation, cellular component: membrane. The record is from RefSeq and is a predicted model, not a curated record. The coding region runs from base 212 to 1735 and encodes 507 amino acids. Gene Ontology annotation, molecular function: transmembrane transporter activity.